This is a messenger RNA of Cygnus atratus (black swan), 6421 nucleotides long. It is a transcript of the gene PTBP3, whose product is annotated as polypyrimidine tract binding protein 3. Bases 319 to 1884 code for a protein of 521 amino acids. The record is from RefSeq and is a predicted model, not a curated record. Gene Ontology annotation, cellular component: nucleus. Lineage: Eukaryota; Metazoa; Chordata; Aves; Anseriformes; Anatidae. Gene Ontology annotation, biological process: mRNA processing; regulation of RNA splicing. Gene Ontology annotation, molecular function: mRNA binding. The transcript is spliced from 15 exons.
GCGGCGGGGGCCGGCUCUCGGCGGGGCCGGGCCGGGCCGGGCCGGGCCGUGGGGAUAUUGGCGCCGGCCGCCCCGGCAGGUAGCGGAGGAAGGAGGAAGCGGGCGGCCCUGCCGGCCGGUGUGCGGGUGGGCAGGUUGAAUUUGAUUCCUUUUUGGCAAGACAGAGUAGAAGAGAGGGAAGGCAAAAGAUUCAGUGAUCUGCUUAUUCAUCUUUGUGGCAAUAAGCUGUUAAUUCAGCUAGGAUGUGCCGUGAAACCACGCCAUCAGUGUGGACCUGACGAGCUUCUUUCCUCUGGAGUCGGCAGAAGGACUUUUACCAUGAAUAAUUCUACUCCAGCUACAGCUAAUGGGAAUGACAACAAGAAAUUCAAAGGAAGCAGAUCUCCAUGCUCCCCUUCUCGUGUGCUUCAUCUUCGUCAAAUUCCAAGUGAUGUCACUGAAGCGGAAGUCAUUUCAUUAGGUCUCCCUUUUGGCAAAGUAACCAAUCUCUUGAUGCUAAAAGGAAAAAGUCAGGCUUUUUUGGAAAUGGCUUCUGAAGAAGCUGCUGUUACUAUGGUGAACUACUAUACUCCUGUUACACCUCUCCUCCGCAGUCAGCCUGUUUAUAUUCAGUAUUCCAAUCACAGAGAACUUAAGACUGACAACCUACCUAAUCAGGCCAGAGCCCAAGCUGCAUUGCAAGCUGUGAACGCUGUGCAGUCUGGAGGCCUGGCUAUUACAAGUGCUCUUGCUGCUGAAGGUGGACUCCUUACAGGUCAAGGUUCUGUUCUUCGAAUCAUUGUUGAAAAUCUUUUCUACCCUGUCACUUUGGAAAUGCUGUAUCAGCUUUUCUCUAAAUUUGGACCUGUCUUGAAGAUUAUCACCUUCACAAAGAACAAUCAAUUUCAAACCUUGCUCCAGUAUGCUGACCCAAUCAAUGCAUAUUAUGCCAAAAUGGCUCUGGAUGGCCAAAAUAUCUACAAUGCAUGCUGCACUCUGCGGGUAGACUUCUCCAAGUUAACAAGCCUUAAGGUAAAGUACAACAAUGAUAAAAGCAGAGAUUUCACUCGCCUUGACCUUCCCCCUGGUGAUGGCCAGCCAGCCAUGGACUCCACCAUAUCUGCUGCCUUUGGCACCCAUGGUAUCAUGUUCCCACCAUAUGCAGGGGCUUCUGGAUUUGCCCCAGCCAUGGGCUUUCCUCAUGGUGCUGGUCUUUCAGUUCCAGCUCUUCCUGGAGCACUUGGUUCUCUUGCAGUCACCACAUCUGCAGCAUCUGGACGGAUAACUAUUCCAGGUGUUACUGGUGUUCCAGGAAAUUCUGUUUUACUGGUCAGCAACCUCAACCCUGAGGCCAUCACACCACAUGGACUUUUCAUCCUAUUUGGCGUGUAUGGUGAUGUGCAUCGUGUGAAGAUCAUGUUUAAGAAAAAAGAAAAUGCUUUGGUUCAGAUGGCAGAUGCAAUCCAGGCUCAACUAGCUAUCAGCAACUUGAAUGGACAGAGGCUUUAUGGGAAGGUCCUCCACGCUACUUUUUCAAAACAUCAGACUGUUCAGCUGCCUCGUGAAGGACAAGAGGACCAAGGUCUGACAAAGGACUAUAGCAAUAGCCCUUUACAUCGCUUUAAGAAGCCUGGCUCUAAGAACUUCCAGAAUAUCUUUCCUCCAUCUGCCACCCUGCAUCUCUCCAAUAUCCCGCCUUCUGUAACUGUUGAUGAUCUGAAGAACCUUUUUGCAGGUACUGGAUCUACUGUGAAAGCCUUCAGAUUCUUCCAGAAAGAUUGCAAAAUGGCUCUUAUCCAGCUGGGCUCUGUGGAAGAAGCAGUUCAUGCUCUUAUUGAGCUUCACAAUCAUGACUUUGGAGAAAACCAUCACCUCCGAGUUUCCUUCUCAAAAUCUACAAUCUGACUUUUCUGUGAACAUUCCUUUUAAGACAGCAUCGCAGUUUUGGUUAAGAUCUUCAAAUAGAGACUGAAGCAGCUGUGACCAACUCUGCCUCUUAAAAGAAAAAGCUUAUUCAUACACACAGCAAAGAAUUAGGGGAUGAUCUUUUCUGAUUGUAGCUGCCAGUAUGUGAUCAACAUUUAAUAUUCAUUCAUAAAAAGAUUCUUCUAUGAAAUGUCUUUUAGAAAUAAUAUUUAUCAUCAAAUUUCAUACUUAGAAUUUUCUUUUGAGAAUAUCUUUUUAGUUUUUAUUCCAAAUCAGCCUUACAAAACAUUUUGGAGUGCUUUUACAAUAUACCAAACAAACAAACAAAAAAAUCUAACAAAAUGAUGAGUCUACUCUACACAUAUUAAACACUAAUUUGAAUGUGAAAUAGUGCUUGGAUUUCUUGAAGAAAAGCAAGCAUUGACUGUGAGUGCCCUCUGAAUAGUAUUUAUGUUACUGAGGUGUGUGUUCAUACUUUGGCAAAUCUUUACAAUUAACUUUUUUAAAAAAACAAAGUCUGUGCUGUUCAUAUGGGUUAAAUUAUUAGAGAAAAGGCAGUGCCUUCUCUGUGGAAUAAAAGAUAUUUGAUGAGUUUCUUCAAGAUGUGAUAUCAGAGUUUUAGCUUGACUUCAUCAUGUAAUGGAAGUUUGUGUUAUUUUUACUAUGAAGUCGUGUUGUGUAAUAGUAUUUUGGAGAAUAUAAGAGGGGAAAAUAGUCCUGAUUUCAAAGAGUUUUUUACAUUUCUUUAAAGAAAAAAAUGUUUACAAUCUUAUAGAAAAUAUUCAGGUCUAUGACGGUUUAAUGAAUUUUUAAGAAGUUAUUUUUGGUAAGGUCAUAUUUGGGGAUGAAAAAUUAAACCUCAGCAGUUUUUUGUACCACUAUGGUUACUGUGUAUUUACUUAAUUUCUUAUUAUGUGCCUUACUAUGUGCUUAUGAUACAAUAGCUUUGAGUUUUAUCUGAAGUAUCUUGAAAAAUGUAUUGUGGGCUUUUCAAAUUUUCUUCUUUCUGUUUUUGUAAAUAUUUUCCUUACUACUUCAUUUGUAUUUUUUUUUCAGUAAGUAACGCUCUGAAUUCUAGUUACUGGUGCUUCGGUGUAGAGAUAGGGCAGAGGUGGGAAAGAGGUUUAACUCAUUGUACAAUCCUGUGGGCCUCUUUGAACUUCACUGGUUGCAGUUGUCUGAUACCUAUAUUUGACUGAAAAAAAAAUCCCACACAGAAAAAUGCACCAAAACAAACAAACAAAAUCUCUACAGAAAGGCAAAAGAGCAAAUUCACUCCAGUUUCUGGACUUUAUCUAACUUCUUGAGAGACAGUGGCUGUAUCAAAUUAUUCUCUUCCAGGUUCCUGCAUUUUCAUCCCAAUUUUGACCUUAAAGGGCAUUCUUUCCUUUAUAGAAAUCAAAAAGUUCAAUACUGAUUGUCCAUUUCUAUUUGGAGAAUGAGCUGAGAUGCAGUUAGUUUGUGUUGAAAGUACAUAUGAACUUCACUGAUUUCUGACUGUAUUUUAAGAAAAAAUACAUUUAUAAGUGCUUUUUCUUUUUAGUAUUUCCAAAAAAAAAAUGUCAGUUUUUAAAGAGGUGAUAUCAUAGCAUUGCUUACUUAAAACUACUGUAGAGUUUGUUUCUGCAAUAAUGUUUUGCAACUUACUCAUUUUUUUCAUGAUUUUUUAAUGAGUUUAAGGAUUUUUCCUAUUUUCUAGAAUAGAGUGUGUAUUUCUAGAGAGAUCUGAGCAUUUUGGAGUAAACUUCUUCAAAUAGUUUCUCUGAAUUACUUUUGUAAAAUCAGUGAGAUACUGCCUUGCCCUUUAUUAAUGUCUAUAACUUCAUUAGAAAUGCAGCAGCCAACCAUAGUGAAGAAGGUGCCAGAUCUCUAUACAGCAACAAAAACAUGCUAUUUGGCAGUUGGUAAAAUGCUGACUAUGUAGGUAGCCAUAGUUGUAUGCUGUACACAAGUAAAUAAUUAUUCAGAAUGUAAUAUUUAAUGGAAAGUUACUGUGGUUUAGGUAUAGCUAUGUUGUCUUUGGGAUUUGAGGUAGUCUUUCCAUUUUACCCUCUUUGAAAUGGCUUAUUCAGUUUGGUGAAUUUUCAAACUUUUUUUUUUCAUGAAAAUUAAUUCUGUGGUGCCAGAGUAGCCUAGAAAGUAUCGUCUUUACAUUUUUAGCAAAGUACAGUUGUAGGCAGCCUUGUUCAUUUGCAGAUAGAACCAUUUUCAACAAGAUAAUUAAUUCGUAAUUCAUGUCUGCAUUUAACCUUCUUAGCAGUCACGUUGAUAACAGCUACAGACAGUUGCUGGACUGAGAAUGUUUCUUGUUACUGCACAUAAAGUGGUUUGAUAGUAUUAAGACAUUAUUCAUAAAAUACGAUUUGUCACAUUUUUUGAAGAACUACAGCCACAGACGAGAGAAAUCACAUUAGACCUGAAUGUAACUCUGAAGCAGGGAAAAGGAACCUUAAAUUUGAGAGUUAAUAUUGACAUAUAUAAUAUCAGAAGCAGUAUAUGUAUAUUGUCUGUGUAAAAUGUUAUAUGUAUAUACAAACAGACAAAUUAUGUGCCUUUUUAAUUUGUUGACUAUGAUAACGGAAGGUGAGAAUGCUUAAAUAAAUGUAAGGGGAUAAAUGAAGGGGCCUUAAAUAAAUGUAAAGGGCCUACAACAUUCUCUCAGAAAGAGAAAUGAAUAUAUUUUUGUUUUUAUCUUAAUGUUAGAAUAUAGCUAAUGUCAGCUCUGGACUGCUUGCAGUUUGAAAUGUAGAGGCCUACAGUUUAAGUUGCCAGAUAUUUACAGAUUUUUAAUUUAAGAAAAAUCUGGGUAGUAGAUAUUUAUGAUGCUAUGGUUUAUUUUGUUUGUUUGUUUUUGCUUUUGUGAUACAUUUAUCCUCUGUCUUUUUAUAAUUUACUUUUGUUGUUGCUGUGUUUCUUUAGUUGAGUUAUUCUCUUCAACUUACAUCUAGAUUGGUGUAUAUCUUAGAGAUGGUGCCUCUUACAGAGAUCUGACUGUACAAAAAGUGCAGGCAGGCUUCAAAAAUAGCAGUACAUCUUCCUGUUUGCUUAACAGAAUGAUGGUACUGGUUAAGGCUAUCUUAUGUCAUUCAGUAUUCUGCCGUGAAUAAUUACAAGCAAAACCAGUACUAUAAUGCACCGUUAGUGAAGGAUCAGGACAAAAGGAGUAAUUCUCAUACUUUGUGCUUGACUCAUCAGUGCCUGGCUGCAAAAGCACAGUUGCAUCUCAGUUCAUGGUUCUCAAAAGCAUAUAUGAGCUUGAUAUCGGUGAAAAGAGCAGGACUUGGGAAAGAAUGGUUUUAUUCUACAGAUUCUUACACAGAAUGUAGAUUCUUACAGAUGUACGUUGGAAAGGAACCUCUGAAGGCCUUAGUCCUACCUCUCACUAAGAUUAGGGCCAACUUUGAGAUGUUGUUCAGAGAAUUGUCCAGAGUUUUCAAUAUUUCCAAGAAUGGAUAUUUCAGAAAUACUGAGCCACAGUUGCAAUGUUUGACUGCCCUCAUUGUGAUUUUUUUCCCUUAUGUAAUUAGGCUUUAAGCAUAUUGCAUCCUACAUACGUUGCCUUUUGUGCUAUUACUGUGCAAUUCCCAAAAAUGUUCCUGGCUCCAUCUUCUCUAUACUCCUGCGUUAAGUUGUGAAAGAUAAGUUUAUAAUUUCUUUAACGUAAAUUCUUAAUUUCUGUUUAAAUCAUUUGUGGAGUACCUUGUAAUGUGUAUAAUGUAACUCAUAAGUUGUACUCUAGAACACUAGUGUUUAAAUCCUGACCAUGGCUGCCAGAAAUGGCUGACGGUGGAGUUCUCUGCCUUUAUAUAUGUCAAGUCAAAAAUCAGCUCUGGGUUACUUCCAACUCCAUUUUUUUUGGUGGAGGCACGCUUGGUUCAAAGUGUAGUAAGCCCUUUUUUAACAACCCUGGAUGUCCCUUAGUGCCUUUUCAAUUGCAAUUUGUUGCUAAAUGGUAAAAAUUUACAUUCAAGUUCUUUAAAAUGUCUUGGAAAAUUGGAACAAAUCGCUGAAAAUUUUAUUCUUAAUUUGAUUUGGUUGCAUUGUCUGGCGGUCCUGUCAGUUGCACUUUUAUGUGCAACCUUUUACUGAGAUAGAUUGAUGUCUUUUUGUGCCUAUUAUUGCACAGAUCUGAGGAGAUUUGCCUCUAUGGCAUUUUGUGUUUAGGGAUGGCAAACCUGUGUUUGUAUGCUGAGAAAACUAUUUGCCCUUGUUGAAAAAAACUGCCAGAGUGUCUUGCUGUCCUCAGAUUCAUUCAUUUUGUUUAGCAAAGUGAUGAGGUUUUUAUUCUGUUUUGGAUAUGGACCUAUUCUUGUCAUUGUAUACAACUAGCACGUACUGCUGCUUUUCAGGUCAGAGGGUAACUGCUUCUAAGAAGCUUUUUUUUUUUUUUUCUUUCUGCUUUAACCUUUUGUCUUGGCAUGCUGCUAUCUAAAGCAGACCUACCAGACUGAGUGUUUUUACUGUUGUGUUGAAAGGAUACUGUUCAGAUUAUACUUUUUUUUUUUUUAUAUUAACU